UCAAUGUGCGCACACUUAUGAACCAAAACCCCAUUAAACUCUAUAUUCUCCACAAUUAAUACUGCCUCUUUUGCUCAGUGAAAGAGCCCCAUCAGUAUGGCUCUUCCUCUUCACAAACAAGCCUCCUCCAUAGUUUACUACAUUGCUUUGCUUGCAUUAAUCUCACUGUUCAAUUCUUGUUCUUGUUCUGAGUACAAAAGAUUAAACUACUCCGAUGCUCCCUCGAGCUGGGGUCCGGCGAGCGUGACCUGGUACGGUGCACCCACCGGUGCCGGACCCGACGAUAAUGGUGGUGGAUGUGGCUUCAAAAAUGUGAACCUACCCCCCUUUUCAUCAAUGACAGCAUGUGGGAAUCCUACUAUAUUCAAAUCCGGAAAAGGAUGCGGAGCUUGCUAUCAGGUGAAAUGCACGAGCCAUCCCGCCUGCUCCGGCAAACCCUCGACCAUCACCAUCACCGACGCAUGCCUCGACGGAGUCUGCCUCGACGCACCCGUCCAUUUCGACAUGAGCGGGACGUCGUUCGGGUCCAUGGCGCAGCCCGGCCGUGAGGACGAGCUUCGCCACGCAGGAAAGCUCCAAAUACAAUACACUCGAGUGCCCUGCAACUACCCGGGACUCAACAUAGCCUUCCACGUCGAGGAAGGCUCGAACCCGGUCUACUUUGCGAUCCUGAUCGAGUACGAGGACGGGGACGGAGACCUGGCAUCGGUUGACCUCAUGGAGGGCGCCGGCCCUACCGCAGGCACGUGGACUCCGAUGCGCGAGUCGUGGGGCGCGAUAUGGCGGUUGGAUUCGGACCACGCGUUGCAGGGCCCGUUCUCGAUCCGGCUCUCCACUCUCACUUCCGGGAAGACCCUCGUCGCCUCGAACGUCAUUCCGGCCGACUGGCAACCCCUCUCGACAUACCGGUCCAUCGUGAACUACAGCAACUAGUUCCAGUAAUUGUCCCAAAAAUGAAUCGAGCUACAUAACUAAGAAUUAAUGUACCAAGCACUCUUAUGGCUUAUAUUAAUACACUAGUUAUUGUGUGGUGGCGCAAGUGUUAUCUCCAACAAAGGAAUAAAAGAUUGUAGAAAUUAAGAAGAGGAGGCGCUUGCGUGCCCUCCCCUCCACGUCGCUAUCAUCAACAUGUGCUUAACCUUUUUUUUUUUUUCUCCCCUUUAUAUAUACUUUUUUUUAAUA
This is a messenger RNA of Ananas comosus (pineapple), 1182 nucleotides long. Its product is annotated as expansin-B3-like. NCBI's taxonomy places the organism in Eukaryota, Viridiplantae, Streptophyta, Magnoliopsida, Poales, Bromeliaceae. The transcript is spliced from 4 exons. Gene Ontology annotation, biological process: sexual reproduction. Gene Ontology annotation, cellular component: extracellular region. Bases 97 to 933 code for a protein of 278 amino acids. The record is from RefSeq and is a predicted model, not a curated record.